AUGAACGCCUUCCAGCGCGCACUUGCAUAUGCUAUUUUGCGCCCGCUGCAGGUGCUCCUGUGGUCGCCAUGGAGACGGCUCGCAUACGCGUACAUCCGCCGGCACAACGGUGUCCCAGCUAAGCUACGUGCAGUCAAGCAGCUGGCAGCUAACCUUGAGACAUCGCUGGACAACUACGAUCCGAUUCUGCUCCUGUCGGCCACUGAGCUGGCACGCCGCAUCCGUUCCCGCGAGCUGACUUCUGAGCAGGUCGUGCGGGUGUACAUUGGCCGCAUUCGCAAGGUCAACCCGUUCCUCAACGCUGUUGUUGCUGAUCGCUUCGAGCUGGCAAUCGAGGAGGCCCGCAAGAUCGACGCGGUGCUGGACAGCGGCGAUAUUCCUGAAGAAUACCGCAUUGAGAGUGCGCCGUUCUUGGGUGUUCCAAUUACUGUCAAAGAGAGCAUGCGUGUCAAGGGCAUGCCAUUCCACUGGGGCAUGCCUUGGCUUCACAAGUCUGAGGAAAGUCCUGCCAAACAGUCAUCAAAUGACGUUCUCAACCUCACAAACGCGGGGUUUAUAGUACUAGGUGUAACCAAUACCCCCGAGUUGCUUUUGGCCUGGGAGUCCGACAACACCAUCUACGGUCGCUCGUUCAACCCGUACGAUCUGAGCCGCAACACUGGCGGCAGUUCGUCAGGUGAAGGCGCCAUCGUCGGUGCUGGUGCUUCUGUUGUUGGUCUUGGAUCGGAUAUUGGUGGUAGUAUUCGCAUGCCUGCCAACUUCUGUGGCAUUUACGGCCACAAGACUACCUCCGAAUGGGGCCCGGAAGAGAUUGAAGGCUUCUUGUCUGCCAGAACUAAGGAGACUGCUGGAUGCCUGUCCACAGGUCCAUUGUGCCGCUAUGCUGAAGAUAUCGCGCCGUUUGUCUCUGCUUUGAUCGGUCGUGAUAUCGGCGACCCCAAAUCGGUUGACCUGAGAAAACUGAAGGUCGUCACCUUCCCUGAUGGAUUUGGGUGGCAACUUUUGCUUUCGAAUGUCGAGUCUGAUGUGCGCCAGGCGGUGGUAAAUGUUGCUGACUAUUUGGGCAAGCAGGUUGUCGGGCAGAGCAACGUUGUGUUUGCCAAGACCCCACCAUAUGCUGAAGCUGCCAGCCGAUCGUAUGCACCGUACAUUUCAACUGGCGAGACCCCAUUCCAGCAAAUUCUUGUCGGACCCGAUAGCCCACCGUUCAACUGGAGACGUGAACUUGUCCCGUUCCUGCGGGGUAAGUCCAGCCAUACGCUUAACGCGUUCAUGCUGGCCAUCCUGACCUCGGCCACCGCUGAUGGCAUCACUCGCGACAUGGUCAAGCCGUUUUGGGACAGUCUCGACAAGUACUUCAGCGACCUCAUGGGUGACAGCGGUGUGCUGAUCUUUCCGACGUCGCCGCAGAAAGCGCAGCCCCAUGGAAUCACCUACUUUAAUUUGCCAAACUUCAUUUACACAGGAGCAUUUAAUGUCCUGGGCUACCCAUCAACGCAGGUCCCACUUGGUCUUAGCGAAGACGGUCUCCCCCUUGGCGUGCAGAUUGUGGCCAAGAAUGGCGAGGAUCUGAAGACAAUCGCUGUUGCUCUGGCCCUGGAGAAGCGGUUUGGUGGCUGGGUCCCUCCUCGUCGCUUUGGUGCACCGAUUUCCGCAAGUGGCACGGAGAAGAUAUAUGUUCACCAGUAG
This is a messenger RNA of Linderina pennispora, 1689 nucleotides long. RefSeq names its product amidase signature enzyme. The record is from RefSeq and is a predicted model, not a curated record. The transcript has a single exon. Lineage: Eukaryota; Fungi; Kickxellomycota; Kickxellomycetes; Kickxellales; Kickxellaceae. The coding region runs from base 1 to 1689 and encodes 562 amino acids.